CAUAAUUGGGGGUCUCCAGCCAUCGCUGUCACAUGGAACUAUCGUGAGCCGAGGGGCUGCGUGCAGAGAUGGAGGGGGCCUGAAAUGUGGAGGUAAUUCAGACAAUUGUCAUAAUACAGGAACUCAAAUGUUUAUAUUUCUUCUCUGCGUUUGUCGCGCAAAACGUGGACUCGUGGAUACGACGCAUUGGGGUGACACGCCGGGCUGUGGAAGAAUGACAGACUCAAUAUGCUGCAUUCUUCGUUUCUGAAACGCACGACACCAGAGUUCACAUUUUUGAUUGAUUAUGCUUGCGGAGAGUGCGUGGUACGAGUGGAAGCAACCCAAAUUAAAGGAACCCAGCAAAGUAAACGCAGCGCUCCGUCGCGCCUCCUGCAGCUCUGAUCUGAAUCCCAGUGAGACAGUGGCGCUUCCCAGGGUGCAUGAGCGCGUGUGUGUGAGCGCGUGUGUGUGACAGCAAGCGAGCGCCAGCGCUCCCACAUGGCCUCCAUGCAGGACGGGCUGAACUUCACGGCUCCUCCCUACGGCAAGGUCCUGCUGCUGGGUGCUAUCGCUGCUGCCUCGGCCUUCCUGGUCACCAUCCUCAUCGUGGUGCUCUGCGUGGGCUGCCAGAGGAAGGGGAAGACACACAAUGUUUCUGGAGAGGGUGGAAAGCACCGCCUCAUGGACAUGGGCAUACUCAAGCAGUCCAAGUUGCGGUCCAUCAGUAAGUCGGACACUGAGAUGAGCAAGAUGAACUGCAAUGGGAAAAGCAGGCAGCUCCCUCAGAUGACCUCAGGCACCGGGGAGGACGGUGAGCACACCUACUCCGAGGUGGGCCAGCGCUCCUCCGCCGCGCGCGCCGACGACGCUCUGUACGCCAUGGUGGGCCGGGCGGGGCAGACGGACACCCCGGCCCCGCCCGCCGUGCCCGCCAACACGCCGGCGCCCCCCGACCCGGACGCAGAGGCGGUGGAGGUGCUGCCGGAGCCGGAGGGGGCGGUCAUGACCCCGCCCCACCCCCAGGAGGCGGCGGAGUACGCCUGCGUCCGCAAGCUGAGGAAGGCGGAGAAGGCCCCGCAGAAGAGGGACAGCGGCACGGACAUGGGCGAGGCCCCGGCCGCGCCCACCCGCCACGCCCCGCCCUCGCACCCCGCCCCGCCGCCGCCGCACCCCCACAGCACCAAGCUGCCCCGCAGGAACGUGGAGGCCUUCCACCUGCCCACGUUCCCCAAGGAGGCCGUGUUUAUGGGUAACGGGGAACAGUACAUCUGGAAGCCACCGGAGGAAGAAGACCUCAUUAUGCUCCAGAAUAAAAGCCUGGCCCAGCUCGGCCCUCACACUGUAGAGAACCUGCAGCCGUCUGCCGCCGCGGUGGCGGAGAUGUACUCUAAGGUUUGUAAAACGGGCAAGAAGAAGAGGGCGGGCCCCGGGUCCCCCCCGGCCAACCCGGGCUUCCGGACCCUCGGGCGCGGCGACCGGGACCGGGACCGGGACGGCGGCUUCAGCGUGGUGGUGAAGCCCCAGACGUGGGCCCCGCAGGAGGGCAAGGCGGCGGGGGCGGGCGGGGGGCACCCGGACGACCACUGCUACGAGUCCAUCGGCACCGAGGAGCACGACCCGGCCUACGAGAACGUGGAGGCGGGCGGCGGCUGGAAGAGGGAGCGGCCCCCCAACACCUGCGCCACCCUGCGUCCCCGCCGCAAGAAGAGCCAGCAGCCGCUGCAGCAGCAGCAGCCCCCGCCGCCCCCCCCCACCCAGCAGACUCCCAAGCUGCAGCACCUGCCCGCCAAGGCCCUGCUGCUGCCCGGGGAGAACCUGUACGAGAGCAUCGGGGACCUGAAGCAGGGCUCCGCCAACUCCAGCACCACCACCAUCUUCACCUUCAACGACGGCAUGGAGAUGUACGUCACGGGGCUCUAAGGCUAAGCCCUGUGACCGUCGUCGUCGUCCCCCCCCCCCCACCGGCCCCCCCGUCCUCAUGUGGAACCAGAGGAGCUGGGCUGACACAAGAAGGAGCCGAACGGUUGUGCCGCCCCCCCCCCCUCCCCCCCUCCGCUCACGCUCACUCUCUCAUACAUGCUGUUUACAUUGAAUCAUGGCAUCACGCCUUUAGAGGCUAGAGGCCUUAGGGCAAAUCAUGUGGAAGGCGGUGGUGUGUUUUGACUGGGGCUGACGACCAGCGCGUCUCUUAUCCAGCUGUACACAGCACCUUAAAAGGAAUCCAAAGGUGGUGAAUAAUGAAUGAGCACAAGAUCAUUACAGAGGAGUCUGUCAGUGAUAGUAGCACUUCUUUAUCAUUGAUUCAUGUGCAAAGCACAAGUAGAAAGAAAGAAUAUUCUUCCUCAAUUUGAGCGGGUAAAAAUCUGGUCCUAGCAGGACCCCCAUUCGGGGAGCGAGCACAAUGCUGUGCAGAAUCCUUUGGUAGCACUUAGUCUGUUCCGGGUCGUUGGUUAACAUGUGAAUUAAGAGGGGAUUUAAAUGAUAUAAAGGAAUGAAUUACUAAUCAAAAAUACUUGAAUGCUCAGGGACCAAGAGUAGAAAUUAUGAGAGUAUUAUUAUCACAAAAAUUGCACACAUUUUGCAUUCCUUCGAAAAGCUUUGACUAAUUUUGAGCAUACUCACGUUUAGAAGCGAUCCAGAAGCUUUCCCUCUGUCACGUUUUGUCUCAUCCUUCACAGACUCACAGGGAGUCUCCACUGCCGUAUGUAAAUUAAGUGUUUUACUUUGUCGAUACUGUCUCUGCACUUUGCCUGCUACGAGUUGCAUGCUUAGAGAAAACCUUGAAAAACAAAACAAAAAAUCACGCCGUGUCAUGUAAUACCUAAUAUGAAUGGUUUAUUUUGUUUUGUUUCGUUGCAGCUGUUGUUGGUUGUUAAGUUAAUUUAUUGUGUGUUGCUAUAUUAUUUCCUCUAGAGCACAAUAUCAUUUAGAUUAAAUAUGUAUGGGCUCACCGGGACACUGCGCAGCACUGAGGGGGGGGCGUGUAACGGCCCCCCUCCGGUACUGACAGCAACACAACUCAGUAGGCCUACAAUUAAGACGAGACUAUAAAGGAAGUGCUUGGGACUGUUAUAGUCAGUGUUGCCAGAUUGGGCAAUCCCCGCCCAAUCUGGCAAACCUGGCCCCACCUGGCAACACUGGUCAUAGCAGGAGUUGGAGUCGGGUCACAAAGCGCCCCCAUCCCCCGACCCCCACCCUCUUUGCAUCGUCAUCCCUUCUCAGAUGUGUGGUGGACAAGCCAUGACUAUAGUCUCUCUGCCUUGUGUUCGAACUGGUUCUGUCCAGGGCCUGAUCCCGAGUGCUGCUGCGUUCAACCAAGCUAGUAGAAUCGACGUGUCGUGUAGCGAACCGUUUAAUGUUUCACCGUCGAGCCAUCAAUGAACUCUCUCUCUCUCUCUCUCUCUCUCUCUCCCUCUCUCUUUUUCUCUCUCACUCUCUGUAUUGCUCUCUCUCUCCCUCUCUCUCUCUCUCUCUGUUGUCAGUGUUAUAAUAUAGACAUCGCUGAAAUGACAUAAAUGUGAAGCUAAGACUUAUUGCUAAGGAGAGUAUCAUCUGAGACCUUGUAAAAAAAAGAAAUUAAAAAAAGUCCUGAACAAUGAAAUUGAGGAGAAAAAAUGAACAAAAACAUUUUGACCAAAAUAACCCCAGGAAACAAUGUGAUUAUACUGUAUGUUGAUGCAAUGUGUAUGUACAUUACAAAAGAGAAAGAAUAAUAAAUACUAUCAUUGGUGUCAAUAAAUCUAUCUUUUAAUAUUAUGUUUAAUUGUGUUUUGGAAUGACUUAUCUCGUAACACAAUUGAAAAACUGCUACAAUGUAAAUUGAAUCGUGUUCUGUUCGUUCCUUUGGCGGCGAGGGAGUUAAGCGGUGUGUUCUUUGGAAAGCUCUGCUAAGUUUAAUGUGGCAGCUGAUGUUGUGUGUUCGCUAUCCAGACGACAGGGUCUUGUACUCAAAAAGCGUGUAAUUAAGUGCUAAGUGCAAAAGAUUGUAAUGUUUUAUAUUAAGAUUACUAUUCAUGAAAAUGUCAGUCAAGUUUAUACUUUUGUAAUAAAGUGGCACUUUAAAAAAUGCA
This is a messenger RNA of Gadus morhua (Atlantic cod), 4052 nucleotides long. RefSeq lists its product as uncharacterized. The record is from RefSeq and is a predicted model, not a curated record. Gene Ontology annotation, biological process: intracellular signal transduction; negative regulation of T cell activation. The coding region runs from base 481 to 1902 and encodes 473 amino acids. The transcript is spliced from 7 exons. Gene Ontology annotation, cellular component: plasma membrane; membrane raft. NCBI's taxonomy places the organism in Eukaryota, Metazoa, Chordata, Actinopteri, Gadiformes, Gadidae.